GGUUGCAUCUCCUUUGUGUGCCCUGGGUGAUUCUGCGCUGUGUGUGUGUGUGUGUGUUUUUCAUACUCAUCUGGUUCAUCCUAGUGAGACAUGCCUCUUCUUUCAUAUAAUUGUGCAAUAUGACAGCUUAUCGCAAUGAUUGGUUCUCCUAUACCACAGAGCCUUAGAGAAGGAACGAGGUUCUCUUUCUGACGGAGGCAGAUCUUUUCUUGAUAUGGCUUCAGAAAUCACUUAUGCAGAAGUGAAGUUCAAGAAUGAAUCCAACUCCUUGCGCACCUACUCAGAAUCUCCUGCAGCUUCCAGAGAGAAACCUAUCCAUCAUCUAAGUAAGCCUGGUACCCUCAUGCUGCUUUUUAUAUCCCUGAUGAUACUUCUCCUGCUGCUGGCAAUCACAUUCUUAGUUGCUUUUAUCACUUAUUUUCAAAAGUACUCUCAAGUUCUUGAAGAGAAAAUAGCCAAAAAAAAUAUAAUUCCCAGUGAAUUGAACUGCGUGAAAGAUGUUUCAAUGAUGGAAGUCUGGAGCUGUUGCCCAAAGGAUUGGAAGCCUUUUGGUUCCUACUGCUACUUGAUUCCCACAGACACUUCAUCAGCAUCUUGGAACAUGAGUGAGGAGAAGUGCUCCGACAAGGGUGCUCAUCUGGUGGUGAUCCAUAGCAAGGAAGAGCAGGAUUUCAUCACUGGGACCCUGAGAAGAAAUGCUGCUUAUUUUAUUGGGUUGUGGGAUACAGGUCAUGGACAAUGGAGAUGGGUUGAUCAGACACCAUACAAUGAGAGUGCCACAUUCUGGCACCAAAAUGAGCCCAACAAUGAUGAUGAAAAAUGUGUUAUGAUAAAUUAUCGUUAUAAUAUUGGAUGGGGCUGGAAUGAUAUCCGCUGCAGCGACAAACAGAACUCAAUUUGUCAGAUGAAGAAAAUACACUUAUGAAUCCUACAUUCUCCAUGGGCAUUUGAUUUCAUUGUUAUCCACCAUUACAUGGACACCUGGGAAGUUCUACAAACAGAAGAGCUGUUCACAGAAUUUAGGUGGGCAGCUAAUGGCUAUGCAUAGGUCCUUGUGUAUUUAUCCACCUACUCUGUCAUAAAAUGAACUUCCAUUGAAAGUUUUCUAUGUGCCAAAGAGCAUACAGAGUCCCUUUUAGGCACACAUGCAGCUUUCUGCCAACUUCCCAAGGUUUCUUUUACUCAUGCCAUAGUAUGAUGUGUUCUUUUGAUUUGUGUUUCUGUUUUUAAUAUAUCAUUGGAUUUAUUGACAUUACAUUGAGAAGUAAAAUUAUAUAUAUUUAAA
Molecule: messenger RNA, 1285 nt
Organism: Apodemus sylvaticus (European woodmouse)
Lineage: Eukaryota; Metazoa; Chordata; Mammalia; Rodentia; Muridae
Product: C-type lectin domain family 4 member A-like
Exons: 6
Coding region: 215-925 (236 amino acids)
Source: RefSeq, a predicted model, not a curated record